UCAGUUGAGAGCUGCAUCCGGGCCAGUGUAACGGAGUCAUUCCGCCGGCUUAUCUGCGAUGAUAAGCGAGUAUUGACUGGAUAUGACGCUGCGUCAAGCGGGGAGAGAUGAUGUCUGAUAGGAUCGUGCUCGGAGAUUUUCUGAUAAACUGCCUUCCCACGCUCAGACUCUUAGUCCCGCCGUCCUUCAUCUCCUCUUCAUCGCCAACAUCAUGACCCCCAGCCUGGAUACUACUGCCAUCCCGGGCACCGUCACCCUGGUGGACUUGGAACAUGUCGUCGCCACCCGCCAUGCCCGAGGUGACAGCGACAUUGUUCUGAUUCCUCAACCGUCGGAUGAUCCUGAUGAUCCUUUGAAUUGGGCUCCGUGGCGAAAGACGCUCUCGACCAUCUGUGUCAGCGUAUACACGUUGUUUGCCGGCAUUGCAUGCUCUGUCGUGUACUCGGUGCUUACGCAGAUCUCUGAUGCAACCGGCAUCUCGGUCGACACUCUUAAUCAGGGAACGGGCUAUAUGUUUCUGUUUGCCGGAUGGGGGCUGUUGUUCUGGCAGCCUUUGGCACUGCAGUAUGGCAAGCGGUUGACUUUUAUUCUGUCCUUGAUCGGUAUGCUGGGCACGUCGAUGUGGGGUCCCUACAUUCACACCAACGGUCAGUGGAUUGCAAGGAGUAUACUUUCGGGGUUCUUCCUUGCCCCUAUUGAAGCCCUCCCAGAAGUGACCGUAACGGAUGUGUACUUUACCCAUGAGCGGGGGACCUACAUGGCAUUGUAUGCGUUCUUCCUCGCAGGAAGCAAUUACUUUGCCCCGGUGAUCUGCGGGUUCAUCGCCCAGUACCAAGGCUGGCAAUGGGUAUUUUACUGGCCCAGCAUUUUCUGCGCCGUCGGCAUCGUGUUUCUGUUCUUCUUUAUGGAGGAGACCAACUACGUGCGCGAAAAGCCAGCCCCGAUGACUCCGACGGAGUCUUUGCGGAUGUCGGAGCAGGGCGAGAAGGAGAAACGCCCGGCUACUGAUAUAUCCCCGGGGGACGCCGAGUGCGGGGUGAUGUACAAGAAGAAGACAUAUCUGCAGAAGUUGUCACUUCUCGGGCCCAGUUUGCCGAGGAAUAACAUGUUCCGGCGACUCUACCAGACAUUGUAUUAUCUGAGCUGGCCAGUGGUAUUCUACGCAGGAUUCUCGUAUGGCUCAUAUCUCAUCUGGUUCAAUGUGUUGAACGGCACGGCCUCGGUCAUCCUCGGUGGUGCGCCUUAUCACUUCAGCUCCGCCAUGGUGGGUCUCAGCUAUGUAUCCUGUAUUGUCGGGACCAUUCUCGCUUUCCUCUUCACCGGACGAUUCAGUGACUGGCUCACGAUCCGCCUUGCGAGACGCAACAAUGGUGUCAUGGAAGCCGAGCAGCGGUUAUGGCCAUUCGCAGUGUGUCUGCUGAUCGUGCCGGGAUCAUUGCUGCUGUGGGGUGUAGGCGCCGCGCACCAGAUACAUUGGUUCGGACUAAUCGUGGCGAUGUGUCUGUUGGCACUGGCCAACACGUGCGGCAUCACGCUGAGCGUCAACUACCUGGUAGACAGCUACCGAGAGCUCAGCGGGGAUGCGAUGGCGAGUGUGAUUCUCGUCCGCAACACCAUGUCAUUUGCCAUGGGAUACGGAAUCACCCCCUGGGUCGACCACCUCGGCUACCAAAAUUGCUUCAUCUCGGCCGCUUUUGUGGGAAUGACCUGCGCGGCAGUCUUCCUGGUGAUGAUCAAAUACGGCAAGACAUUCCGGAUGCACAGUCGCGAGAAAUAUUGGCGGAUUGUAGGGGAGAACUGGGAACGGGGAAUGGGACAUUAGCUUCGCCUGA
Aspergillus ibericus CBS 121593 is the source of this 1832-nucleotide messenger RNA. Its product is annotated as putative MFS transporter. Gene Ontology annotation, biological process: transmembrane transport. Gene Ontology annotation, molecular function: transmembrane transporter activity. The record is from RefSeq and is a predicted model, not a curated record. Bases 212 to 1822 code for a protein of 536 amino acids. Lineage: Eukaryota; Fungi; Ascomycota; Eurotiomycetes; Eurotiales; Aspergillaceae. The transcript has 9 exons.